AUUAAAAGCGCUGUUCGAUUUUCUUCGUCGACUUCUGCCGACCAUUGUAACAUAGUCGUUGCCAUGUAAUCGAUUGCUUGGCCGGCCGGCCGGCCGCGGUUCAUUCGUGGGUUCUUACGCGAGGAGUCGGUGGUAGAGGGUCGGCGGCAGACGGUGCGAAACGCCCCAGAAUGCUGACGACGAACAGCGCCUACGGUUGUCGCAAUCAUCCCUUCGUCGAUAGCCCGACGAGUAUCACGACCACUGGUAAUCUCGCUACGACACGGCCGAAAUUCUCGCCGAAGACUACCUCGAAGCUGAGAGCGUUGUCCGGCAUCAACAAUUGUGCGGAUCCGGCGUGCGUCGCGCGGAUGAAGCGAUUGAAAAAUAGGAAAACAAAUGGCGCUUCAAGAAUGGAUUUAAGUAAGAAGAAGCCGGCGGAUUACACGGAGUUGGCAUACAGGGAAGCUAUAUCGAAACUGAAGUACUUGUUGGCUGAAUCCUACGCACCCACAGCGAUGUCCGGCACAAAGCCGCAGAGCAUCAGAAGCAUAUACAAGAACAGUAAUCCACGGAUUAGCGAGUCCGGAGAAGACACAGACGAUCAAAGCAUGAUCAGCGGCAGUUUUCGCAGGAAGGACCUUGCCAGGAACACAAUCUCCAAUACGUUCCCCCUACUGUCGAAAAGCAUUCAACCGUCGAAGGCGUAUAGUAACAUUGCGCUCUCCAGGGCUGAUCUCCAGUCCAUUCCGCCGGAGUUGACUUCUUUUAUCGAACGACAGGAGGAUUAUAUCGAGCAGCUGGAACGAGAAUCUCAAUACUGCCGGGACGAAUUGAUUAAUCUGCUGAGCAAAGUCCGAGAGGUUGUAGCCGAAAACGAGGCGCUUCACAGCAAGAAUAAAGCCGCAUUGUCGAAAUGCGCUCUACAGGACCACAAGGACUGCGCCGAGACGAUUCACGAGUGUCGUGAACGAGAUGCGGUGAACGAUCACGAUGCUGAUAAUUCGGGAAGCAAGAAGGAAAAGCCUCUUGUAGGACCCAGCAUAGUCUUCGAGUCGAGAAUCAGCGAAUUGGAGGCGCAGUUGACGCAGACGAGGCUGGAGUUGCGGAAGGCGCAAGAGGAGAAUCAAGCAAAUUUGAAGCGUUUGUCCGAUAGCUGUUCGCACGAAGGCAGUCCCGAGCUGCGAACCGAAUUGGACAGGGCUUUGCGCGCCAAGUACGAGGCCGAGAUGAAGUUGGAGGAAUCGCAAAAACUGUUGUCGGUCGCAAGAGACAAGGAAACCGAGGCGACUCAGAGAGCGAAGCGCACUAUGGACGACAGACAGCAGAUUGAGUUUGAAAGAAACCAGAGCGAGAUGGAAAUACGGCGAUUGAAGGACGAGCUAGAGAGACAACACGAGAAGCUGCGCGAGGCAGCCCAGGAAGCGAACAGACGUAUAACCGAAGAGAGGCAGCAGCUGGAACGUCGGUACAAUCAGCAAGUCGAACAACUCUCCGCGGACAUCGCCUCUCACUGGGAAAUCGCUAACAAAUCGCAACUGGAGUCUGAGAAGCAGCGAAGAGAGAUCAAUGAGCUCAGAAGAGAGUUAUCCCAGAAACAAACGUCCAGCGAUAAUCUAAAGAAAGAAUUGCAGAACAAGAUCUCCACCCUGCAGAGUGAUCUCAAUCAAGCCUUGAGUGAAAAGGACGCAGCGGAACAGGAAGUAUUGACCGGCAAAUUGGCAGCCGAACGGAACGAACGGCAAGCCCGUCAAGAGCAGAGUAGAUUGCAGACUGAGAUCAAUUCGUAUAAGCAACGUUUGGAACGAGCGGACGCCGACCUGGUGCAUUGCAGACGAGAAAAUCUCAGACUGUCGGAGCAGAUAGCAUCUUUGGAGAAAGAGAUAAGUGUGAGCAAAAUCGCUCACCCCGAGGAUAGCCGUAGCCAAGUUACACCUAGAUUGGAAAACGAGAAGGAACUGACUUCCAUGAUAAUGGACAUGGAAACUAAGCAUGCUGCUACGGUGGCGGGCCUAGAAGACGCCUUGAAUAAUCAGGCUACGCUCGUCUCGAGACUGACUGCCGAAUGCCAAUCUCUCACACAACGUUUGGAAGCUAACAAUCUUAAACACAAGGAAGAAAUGGCCGGCUUACAAAGCAACAUAGAACAUUUAUCGAAUAAAAUACAAGGCAGCUUUGCAAGUCAUGAAGGAGAAACUUCUAUGGAAAUUAACGAUGGCACGCCCGCAGCUUUUCAAUAUAAUCGUACAAUGGAUUCUGUAGCUCCACCGUUGUCGAAUGAAUUAUCGACCGGUGAAAAUGAUCCUUCAGUUUCGCGGUUUCAUCAGACAUACGAAGCCGCAUCUCCCGGCCAACAAAUGACGGAUGAAGGUUCUGAAAUGUAUUCGAAGAGGAAUGAUCAGUCGCAGGAAUUGUACGGCUUAUCAGACGAUCAGCAGCACGCCGUAGGAAGUGACUCCGCACCGAACACAAUCGAAACCACGGGAAUAUAUCAACAUCAAAAGGACACUCACAGUGAUGAACGAGAGUAUACUGCGAACGAUCCGAACAUGGAUACUUAUAUGACAGAGCAAGAUUAUAAUCAAUAUAGUGGCUAUAAUACCUCGCAGUAUCAUGAGGACCAAUAUGUCAAUAACGAACAAUUCGAUAUUACAGCGGAGCCAAUGGAAGAUAAUCAAACUGUCUCUAACAUGACCGGACCUAAUACCGAAAUCUUGCACUAACAUACUUUGUGUUAACAACAUACAUGCAUAAGUAAUAUAAUAUUUGUGAACAUGUAUCCAGAUAUACGCAAAAUACAAAACAAUAAAUAAACCGAAGUGAU
Molecule: messenger RNA, 2803 nt
Organism: Harpegnathos saltator (Jerdon's jumping ant)
Lineage: Eukaryota; Metazoa; Arthropoda; Insecta; Hymenoptera; Formicidae
Product: serologically defined colon cancer antigen 8 homolog
Exons: 9
Coding region: 171-2702 (843 amino acids)
Biological process (GO): establishment of cell polarity; neuron migration; tube formation
Cellular component (GO): centrosome; centriole
Source: RefSeq, a predicted model, not a curated record